Molecule: messenger RNA, 7198 nt
Organism: Biomphalaria glabrata
Lineage: Eukaryota; Metazoa; Mollusca; Gastropoda; Planorbidae
Exons: 12
Coding region: 341-1507 (388 amino acids)
Source: RefSeq, a predicted model, not a curated record
GGCCUAGAUCCAUAAAAUGAUAAAUACUACACUACUACAGUCGUCUAUAGCUUUUUAAUAGAGUCGGACAACUGUUUUAGGGCUACAAUACAUACACUACGGUCUAAGUUAGAUCUAGUACCCAAGGAUAUCUAGAUCUAGAUAUAUUUUGCUAAACUAAAUUCAAAAAUUGGUAAAGUAAAAGUUACUAGAUCUAGUUAGUGAUGGAGUACCACGUAGACCUAUUUAUGAUGUAUAACAGAGUGAGUCAUACUUAAAAAACUAAGACGUCUAAGAUUUACUGCUGCAGGGUAGUAGAGUCUUAACCUAGAGAAGGUCAAGAUAAGAAUAUAAUGAAAAUAUGGGUUUCAAACAAAUAUACAGUGUUGUUGUUUUCCUGCUUCUAUUUCUAACAAAAUACAUUGACAAUGAUGACAGCUAUCAGAAUAACCAAAACAAUGUUUUUGAAGAAAAAAUUUUCUUAGAUGUUUGUGUACAAACUUCUAAACAGAUAUUAAUUGGGAAUGGCACAGCUAUCACUGAAGAAAAACCUGAAAUCUUCUUAUUAGAUAAGGAUAGAAUUAACCAAGAAUUAGACGCAUUCUGCUCAACACAAACAUUUUUCAAAACUGGGACUAUUUAUUGGAAGUGCAGGUUUGACUUCGAAAUCUCUACUGACAAUUUAAAACAACUAAAGAUUAUUGCAAGAACUACAAACUCUAAUAUUCCAUCAGAAAUUAUAUCAGCUUCAUCAUAUGAUAAAGUGUGUUCAAAUACAAGUAACAGUGAAAAAGAUGAUGAAGAUUCUUCACUAAUGAUAAGCUCAGUAGCAGGUAUUCAGAAAACAUCCCCUCCCCCUCCAAAAAGCAAGAAUAAAAUCACAAAAGAAUUUUCCCAUAGAGAUAAUGAAGCUACUUCAGCAAGUCUUAGUUCAGUAACUGAUGAUGUGACUACUUCAAGUUUUAACUUAACAGAUUUGUUUCCUUUGCUGCUACUUUUACCACUGAGCCUUUUAAUUGUUGCUUUAUAUGAAUGGUUUAGGAAUAGAUCAGAAGUUACAAGAAACCGUGAAUCAACGCCUUUGAUGCAUGAAACAGGAAACAUAGCUGAGACAUGUCAACAAGAAAGUUCCAUUCAAAUAAAUAAUGCAGAAAAAGAGGAAAACGAUGACAGUAUUUCAUUAUCAAAUAAAACCUUGCGAAAUGCACAAGUUCUUGAAAAAGGUACAGAUUCUUACACUGAAGUAAAUGGAAUGAAUAAUCUUGACAAGACUCAUGAGCUUGUACAUUCUAUUGAAGCAACAAAUACUCAAGAUAAUACUGCAGUUAAUGAAACUGUGCAACCUGUUCAAGAAACAAAUACUCAAGAUGAUACUGCAGUUAAUGAAACUGUGCAACCUAUUCCAGAAACAAAUACUCAAGAUGAUACUGCAGUUAAUGAAACUGUGCACCCUUUUCAAGAAACAAAUACCUUUGAAGCAGAUGUUGCUAUUAAUCCAACCUUGUUGUAUUGGGGAUGCAACAGCUAAAAGAACUCUACAAUGUUCUUCUCUUGUUGCUGUAACAGAAAAAGUGCUUUCUCAUCAUAACAUUAUUGGAUAAUUUUUUUUCUUUCAGAUGGCAUAUCCCUUGUCUUUCUUUUAAUAUCUCUUGAAAAAGAUUAUUGAUACUUUGUCCUCUUGCUAAAAUGAGCUCAGUACAAAUUUUAUAUCAAAAUUAUUCUUCUUUUUUAGUAGGACUACUGGCAAAUAUAUUUUUUUGGGGUUAAUUAAAAGCAAUUAAUUAAACGUAAACUAAACAUUUUUUUACAUGUUCUCUGUACUUUCAAAUGCUUUUUAUUUUAUUGCAUGUCCAAAAAACUGUCCUGUCAAAAACUCUAUUUCUCUUCAAUAUUUUUUUUUUUUUAGAUAUAAAUGAAUUUUUUUUUCAUUUUACAUCAAGACCAUUUUACUGAAACUUAGCUUGGUAGCUAUAUUUAAAAUUCAUUAGAUAUUUUUUUAAAAAUAUCUACAUAUAGAGCUAUGCUUAAAUUUCAUUGGAAGUUAAUUCUUGCAGUAUUUUUAAUAGCAUUUUUUUUUUUACAUUCUAGGGUAAACAAUACAUUUGUAGGGUAAUACAAUACAUUAGCUUUAAAAAAAUGUUUUUUUUUUAUUUCUUUGUAAUUACUAGUUUAAAAUUUAAUUUACAAGUAUUGAUGUAUUCCUACAUUUUAAAUUUCUGUUUGAAAGUUUUUAUUUCAGAGAAAAAAUAAAUGUAAGAGUAUAAAAAAAAUUGUCAGGAACUGUAAAUUUAAGAAUAAUGAAGUAAACUGAUAUUGUGAAAAAUAAAAUUUACUAAGUGAAAGUAUUAUGAAAUAAACCAAUAGAAGGAAACUCCGAUAGUUUUUUCCAAAUAUGAGUUUUAAAAAAAAUGAUUAGGAAACAUUGGCCAUGUUUGACUUAGAUCUACAUCUAAUCCACUUGAUCAGUAAUUCCCUAACUAGGGCCCACUGGCUGUGGGUAAUAUCUGGCUAGUCAUAUAUAAUACUGUAUUCAAUACACGAGUUCUUAUCAAAAGUUAAAAAAACAUCCUUUUUUUUCUACAGUAAGUUUUAAUCUUUUAGACACUUGCUCCAAUAGAAUAAUAAUAUUGCAUUAUUAAUGUUUAGUCAUCUUUUUUUAAAAAUAAAUUUGUAUAUGAUUCCCACCCAAGAGAACAAUGAUUUAACAUUUGUUCUCUAAUUCAAGUAUUUGCCACUCUAGUGUAAGAUAAAACAAAGUGAACCAUUGAUAGCUUUGACCUGAUCCUGGAUAAAUAUAUGACAUUGCAAGACCUAUUAGAUUUAAACUUGCAAAUGUAGACAUUGCUAUAUUGAUUUUCUAUUACAUAUGCUAACUUGAAACAUUGACAGUUGAAUAUCUUUUAUUUUUGUUUAUUAUUAAACACCAAGAGAACAUUCUAAAUUCCUUUAAUUUAUUGUAGCUAUUUAAAAGGUGGUUUGUUGUGUCAUUAAUGCUGGGUUCCUUCUGUUGUGAUGUUAAUUAUUGCAAUAAUAAACCCUUUUUUUUUAGGAACUGUUGUUUUACAUCAAAAUUUUUUUUUAUGGUCAUCUGCCCAGGGCCUGGAAACGUGCAACUAUUAUUCCUAUACCAAAAAAAGGGAAAAGAUGCUUCCACUGCUGAGGGCUACAGGCCCAUCUCACUCACAUCUUGUGUGGGAAAGAUGGUUGCAAAAAUGGUAAAUGAGCGUCUGGUUUGUUACCUUGAGAGUGCCCGUCUUAUAGCUCCAGAGCAGGCUGGUUUCAGAGUUGGAAUUCUGCUAUAGACCAAGUCAACAUCUUUGUGCAGAGCGUAGCAGAUGGAUUCCAAAGGACCGAAAGCACAUACGCAGUCUUCAUUGACUUAAAACAGGCAUAUGAUAAAGUAUGGUGGCCUGGUUUGCUUCAUAAGAUAAGAGCCGUGGGGUGUGCGGGGACAGAUAUAUUACUGGAUUAGAGACUUCCUACAAGAUCGUACAAUAAGAACAAGGAUGUACGGAGAAGUCUCAGGGGAAAUGACCCUCAAGCACGGCCUCCCCCAGGGCUCCGUUCUGUCAUGCACCCUUUUCACGGCCUUCAUAAAUGACCUACCGGCUCAGAUAAAAUGCCAAAAGCUGCUAUAUGCUGAUGAUAUUGUCCUUUGAAAAUCCGGAAGGAGCGCAACCACUAUACAAAAAGUGCUACAAGAAGAUCUCCAUACGCUCUGCUAAUACACACAAAAAUGGAGGCUAGAAAUAAACACCUCCAAGACGGUCUAUUCUCUGUUCACGCUCGGGACUGGCAUUUUCAGGCAACCUUUCCAGCUCUCCCUCAACGGGGUGGCUCUCAGCAUGGAAAAGCUACCCAAGUACCUUGGUGUAACUUUAGAUUGCAAACUAAAAAUGUGUGAGCACAUCCAGGAUGUUGUAAGAAAGGCCUCAGGGAAACUUUGCAUCUACGAAGUGGGGAGCCCGAGCAGACAUGCUCCAAUCCCUGUAUUGAGGAGCAGUCCGAUCACAUAUAGACUACAGCCUACCUGUGCAAAUUUAUGGCUCUAGGACUGCUCUUGAACAACUUGAUAAAAUACAGUCCCAAGCACUAAGAUUUGUCUGUGGAACCUUUAGGACAUCUGCAGUAAAUGCGGCUGAAUAUAGGUCCACUAAACCUUAGGAGGGAAAGGUCAGUACUGACCUGCUAUGAGCGGUAUAAAAGGCUGGAUGAAUACCUCCCAGCUAGAAAACUAAUGGAUGGUUGGAGAUGCAGAAGACGAAUCCAGAUACAGUCUUUUAGGCAUCAUGCCACUAGACUAUCUGAUGAAGCUGGCCUCUCCACCACCUGACAAAAUAUUCAACGCUUUCAUCCCCUUCCCCCUUGGUGUCGCCCUACGACCCCAAACAUACGCUUGAAACUAGUAGACCCUAAUGCCACUAAGCUAAGUCGUUCAUCUAACGACCUUCAAAUCCUAGCUCUGGUGACUAUUAAUACCUUCAAGUUCAGUGCUAUUUUUGCAUAUACUGAUGGGUUGGCAUCAAUAGAUUCUGGAAGAGCAGGCAAUGGAGCCUACAUCGACUUUCUUGGCUCUUACUCAGUCAAAAUCUUUGGACCAUUUGGUAGUGUUUGCAGUUUUGGUGCAGAGACCAUGGCAGUCUGUGAAGCCUUAAAAGUCAUUGACUCUCAACUCGACGAGGGACAUUUGAGGGCAACACAGAUUGUUGUGGUUACUGAUUCAAAAUCUGUACUACAGGCUUUGCAAAGCCCCAGACCAUGGCCCCCCAAUAUCAACACUGUCAUCAUGGCUUCACAUAACAUUAAACAACGCUAUGGCACCCCUGUAAUAAUGCAGUGGGUACCGAGUCACAAUUGCAGACUCUUUGGCCCACCAUGGAGGGCAAAUUCCACCCACUGAACAGGCUGUAAGCUUUCAUCAAGCCCUGGCUAUAAUACAAAAAACAGAAAUGGAAAAGUGGUUUGAGUGCUGGGACAAGUCCCAAAAAGCUUGUUGAGUCUGGAAGCGCAUGAGGCGCCCUGACCGCACUUCCCCAUGGUGGAGGCUGUCCAGGUCUGAGCAGGCUAUUAUAGCACAGUGAAGGACAGGCCAUUGUCCUGUUGGCUCAUAUUUCUUACGGCUAUGGCCAAAUUUUGAUUCACGGUGCACCUGCUGCAGGGAAAAAGAGGAAACCAAGCUUCAUAUUCUGUUUGACUGCCCCAGACUUACUGAUCUCCAUCUCGACAGAUCUGGGAAACCCAAAAUUCUCGACCUGUAUGGCGACAUUUAUGCACUACGCAAGACAACAGGGUUUCUGUCCAGGGCUUUUGCAAGAGAGGAUUUGAGUCUCUCAAGCCUUCACUCAAAUGGAGUUUGAUGAUGAUAUAAACUUUUCACAUGUUAAUUAUGAGUGAGUUGUGUGAAUGUACAAUUUGUUUUUUUUUUAUAGUUAUAAUGUUUUGUUUGGUGUGAUGCACACAAGACAAAUUUCCUAACGGACAAUUAUUAUUAUUAUUAUUUAUUUUAUUAUCUCUUUAGUGUUCCUUUCUAUCCAUAGUUAUUUUUGACCUAUAAUUAGUGGUGUUGUGAUCACUUUGCUCCAUACUAAUUAAAGGUUUUAACCUUAAUUUGAAUUACAUUUGUUUUUUAAAUGCAACUAUUUCACUCCAGCUUUGAGUCUAUUUCUUCUAUCAUAGGCAUUACCCUAGGUCAAUCUAGUCUGGCAUGUUAAUCAAUGACUUAAACUCAUUGGCUUUCCUGGUGAUUUAGGCAACCCAUUCCAUGCUCUAGUAGCACGGGAAAGAAGUAUUUGCACAAAUUUAUCCUAGCAUUUGGAAAAAGAAAUGUGUCUUUAUCUUUGUGUCUUUCAGCAUAAUUUUUUUAGUUCUUGUAUUUGAAUAUAAUGAAUUUGUUUUCUAUAUAAUUGCUUCUUUACUUUUUAGUUAUCUAUCCUAAAGGGUCUCUAAAUUUAAUGAUUUUACUAAAGGUGUCUGAAAUGUCUUUAUUUUUGUGUCUUUCAGCAUAAUUUUUUUAGUUCUUGUAUUUGAAUAUAAUGAAUUUGUUUUCUAUAUAAUUGCUUCUUUACUUUUUAGUUAUCUAUCCUGAAGGGUCUCUAAAUUUAAUGAUUUUUACUAAAGGUGUCUGAAAUGUCUUUAUUUUUGUGUCUUUCAGCAUAAUUUUUUUAGUUCUUGUAUUUAAAAAUAAUGGAUUUUUUUUCUAUAUAAUUGCUUCUUUACUUUCUAGUCUUCUAUCCUGAAGGGUCUCUAAAUUUAGUGAUUUUACUGAAUGUGUCUCUCUCUCAUCAAAUGUGAAUAUUUGUUUGUUAUAAAUCUCACUGCUCUUUUAUGUGUAUGUUCUAGUUUGUUAAUGUUUUCUUGAGUUUAGGGGUCCCAAACAGAGGAAGCAUAUUCUAUUAUUGACCUAAAUAAAGUUAACAUUAGUUUUAUAUUCUUAUUUGAUUUGUAAAAAAAAAAAAUUUGAUGAACCUUAUGCUUUGUUGUUGUUUUUUUAAAUAAUUUCAUCAAUAUGGGCAUUCCAUGAAAAUCCUUAUUUUAGCAACUAGGUAUUUGGAUUUUUAGUGUGUGUACUAGUAAUUUAAAUAAAUGUUUUAAAAUCACCCUUCCCCUUUAAAACAUUUUAAUGAAAAGUUCUGAAACUAUUUCAUGGCAGAUUCUUUUCUUCAAGUUCUAAAAUCCUAAAUGAUCCUUCUUACCCAUUGCUUAGCAUUUAUAUCACAUCUAAGUACAGAGAAAUCAGCUCUUCUUUCUCUGGGUUAGAAAAGGAAGCUUUCAAACUUCUAUUCUUUCGAUGUAUAGAAAAGCCAUUCCUUAUCAUGUAGGUCUAGUAUUUUGAUUUUUAUGCUUUUGAAUAUGUUAUUUUGUUUAUGGAUUUACUGUGUCAGUAGUUAUAAUGAUGGAACAAAGUACAUAAUAAUUUUUAAUGUUCAUUGAUUUAUGUCUUUCUAUUAGCCUUGUUCCAAUGAGGUUGUGAUUUCCAUGAUCAUUUAAAAACUUACCUGUUAUCACUAGAAUUCUUGAGUAUAGGAAUAAUUUUUUUUUAAUACAAAUAAAAUUAUGAGUAAAAAGUAUACAUCCAACAGAAAGCAAUUUAAAAGUGCAAAACUUUGUCACAAAUGUAUACUUUUUUUUUUAUUGUUUACAUUAUUGAUAUUUAAUCUUGCCACAGAAACUUAGUUUUUAUUUUUUUAAUUUUUGUAAUAAACAAACAGUUUAAAGACGA